AUGAUCUCCGGCUCCUGCUGCGCCAUCGUCGCGCUCGUCGCGCUCCUCUGCCUCAGCCAGCUUCGCAUCUUCGCGCAACGGCGGGAGCUCGCCGCCGCGCGAGAGCUUGCCAGCCUUGCUUCCGCCCGCGACCAUCGGAUCAAGGCUCGCCUCAAGCGCAUGCACCGGCUGCUGAGGGCGGCCGAGGUGCGGGAAAACGUGUCCGUCUGCCCACCGCCUUCGCCUGUUGCCACGAAACCCGCCAGUGGAGACAGCGCAACUGGCACCGGCACCGGCUCUGGGACAGCAGAGGAUGGCCUGCCAGCGUCUCUGCUUCUCAAGGCGCAGCGUUCCUGGGACUGGCGCGCGAUCGCGUCGGAGGCGCUGCGUCCGUGGGGCUCCAUCCGGAAGGAGCAGCUCGACACCGCCGUCGCCGCGUGCAACGACAACGGGACGAUGUACUGCGCACUGGGCUCGAUGCUCUCCCCAGCUCUUCUUGUGCACAAGGGGUCGCUCUACCUCACCGACUACCGCGCCAUCUUCUUCGACCGCCACUACGCGCCCGCGCGGGUCUGGCCGCUCCUUGCGGCGCUGCGGCGCCACCGUGACUUGCCCGACGUCGACAUCGUGGUCGCGGGCAACGAUGAGCCGCGACCGACGGACGAUCUGCACGUCAGUAUCGCUACUACGAGCCUCCGCCAGACCUACCUCCGGCUCCACCCUACCCACGCCUAG
Molecule: messenger RNA, 714 nt
Organism: Emiliania huxleyi CCMP1516
Lineage: Eukaryota; Haptophyta; Isochrysidales; Noelaerhabdaceae
Exons: 4
Coding region: 1-714 (237 amino acids)
Source: RefSeq, a predicted model, not a curated record